Molecule: messenger RNA, 975 nt
Organism: Closterium sp. NIES-65
Lineage: Eukaryota; Viridiplantae; Streptophyta; Zygnematophyceae; Desmidiales; Closteriaceae
Source: the annotation of a GenBank genome assembly
AUGCAAUCAACAAAGUCAUUCACCAGUGAUGAUGCUGCAACCUGGAACGGGCUGCAAGGCCUUGUGGAUAACGCCAUGCAGCAACCGUCACCGCUGCACCUGUCACCGCAGCUCCCUUCAACAUACGUGAGAGGCAGUUUCAUAAGAAGCGGGUCCGCUCGCAUAUUCCACUUGCCAGCGUCUCCUACUAAGAGCAAAAUACUUCCUCGCGGGCGCACAAUCCCACAGCGUACACGGGUCAAAUUGCCGAGGGGGUCUCUCCUGAACUGCGGAAAUGCGGCAGGGAGUGGUGCUGGGAAUGGUGCUAGUGGUGAUGGGAAUGGUGCUAGUGGUGCCGGAAAUGGUGCUAGUGGUGCUGGGAAUGGUGCUAGUGGUGCUGGGAAUGGUGCUAGUGGUGCUGGGAUUGGUGCUAGUGGUGCAGGGAAUGGUGCUAGUGGUUAUGGGAAUGGUGCUAGUGGUGAUGGGAAUGGUGCUAGUGGUGAUGGGAGUGGUUCUAGUGGUGCUGAGAAUGGUGCUGGUUGUGCUGGGAAUGGUGCUGGUGGUAUUGGGAGUGGUGCUUGUGAUGCUGGGAGUAGGAAUGGGAGUGGUGUAGGGGGCCCUACAAACGAUGCUAGGAGUGGUGUUAGUGGUGUUGGGAGUGGUGCCAGUGGUGGUGGAAGUGGUGCAAGUGGUGUUGGGAGUGAUGCAAGAGAUGCUAGGAGUGGUAACAGGAGUGGUGCCGGGAUUGGUGUAGGGAGCAACGCUAGUGGUGCUGGGAUUGGUGUAUGGGGUGGUGCUAGUGGUGCUGAGUAUGGUGCUAAGGGGAAUGCCAGGAGUGGAGGUGGUGAUGGGAGCUUAGUCCAGUGCACUGAUCCACACACGACUUCUGGCACAGAAGGGAGCCACGGUCCGCACACGCUGGCAGAGGAGCGAGUAGAGGAGAAGAGGCGCAAGCGGCAGCUAUCCAACUGUGCGUCCUCGCGAAGAGCGCGGUAG